UAUCGCCUAAAGAGCACGGAGCACACAGCAAGAUCACAGAGUACAUUGCCCCACCUGCACAAGACAAUUUACGGCAAGGUACAACAACAGCAGCCGGAGAAUGACGGAAAAAGCAGCAACAGCAGCAACGCUCAUCAUGCUGCUCGACUCCAGCCAAGCGUUCACGUCCAGUUUCUUCUCUCCCAGCAAACUGGCGAUGCAUCGUAGCCCAUCCUCCUCCAGCACUGCAGUCCCCACCACGACAGUCACCAUGGACUGCAGUCCGUGGGACUUGGAGUGCUACGGCGUGGACCCGUUUGGGCGUGAGCGGGGCAGGGGGAGAGGCGGCAGGGGCGGCCGCGGCGGCGGCGGUGGGCGAAAAAGGGGGAUGCAACGGUACCGCCCAUCAUUCGGUCCCAUGAUUUUCGCGCCCUCGGAGGGUCAGCCCAACCAACACCUUCGGGUCGGCGACCCCGUCAUUAUUCUGGAGACCGAUGACCUCUACGCGCUGGCCUUUGACCUUCCGGCAGGGGUCGACCACGACGGGCUGGAUGUGUCCGUCAGCGAUCGUCUGCUGACGGUCAAGGCCAGCAUCACCCGCGAACAGGAGGCCGAUCCCUUCACCACCAGAGGUGGAUGGGUCACGCGCUCCAGCCGGGUAGACUCUGUGUCUCGCUCGUUCGUGCUUCCGGAGGGCCUUGUAGAGUCUAGUGCGACUGCUUCGCUCGCGGAGAGCAAGGCUGAGGUGAGGUUCAACAAGGACAAGUCGGUGCGCGGUGAAGCGGCGUCCACUGCGGCGCCACCCGUCACCCCGUCCACGACCGGCACCGUCGCUUCCGCGGGGGACACGACCGCCGCCCCUGCUUCUUCGGCCGACGCCGGAAGAACGCCGCUCACUGACUCUACCGGCAGCACGCCUGCUGCUGGGCCCUCGGCUGCAGCUGCAUCUUCUUCUGCAUCGUCUCCCGCCGACGCCGCGUCCACUCCUGCUGCUUCUACUGAGCCCCGGCCUUCGCGCCCCGCGUCCCCGUUUGAGGCUGUGGACCAGGAGUUCCGCGAGUUCGCCAAGGCGAUGUGGGGGGAGGACGUGCUCGAGCGGCUGCAGGUGCCCACGCAGGAGGAGCUGGCGGAGCAGGCCGCGAUGGCCCGGGAGGCGUGGGCGAAGCGCGAGGCUGAGUUCGAGGAGAGGGCCAGGGCGGCGAAGGAGGCCAGGGCGAAGCGCGUGCUGGCGAUGAGGAGGGCGACGAUGGCGGCGGACAUCUCGCUGUCGGAGGACGGAUCGUCGUACGUUGUCAGGUUCGCUCUACCGGAGGGCACCACUCGCGAGGACGUCAAGCUCACGGUCAACCCUUCAAAAUCUAUCCGCGUCGCGGUCUCUGCUACAAGUACCGCUGCUGCAGGGGGCGGCGGCGGCGGCGGCGGCCCCGACCGCUCCGUCUACAAGGACGUGGCUCUCCCGAAGGACGCCAUCCUCUCCGAAAUCUCGGCAAAGUUCGAGGCCGAGCAGCACCCCGACGAAAAGGGCAACGCCGAGGAGGGGGGCGAGAAGGCGACGGCCGGUGGCGGCGGCGCUACUAAGGAGGGGGCGGUUGCGGGCGUGGAGGUAACCGUAGGCAAAGCAUCUCCACCGCAGCCCAAGAACGUCGAGAUCUUGUAACAAAUCGCUUGGCGUAUUACUUAAGUAUCAUGUGCGCGACGUCGGCAGGCCUAUUGCUUUUGGGGGUUCGAUGGGUUUCCUUUGGUUCGAUUGACUUCGUCGAAGUGAAGUACGGUCGUGUUGGUGUGCAAUGUGGAGGAGUUACGCCGAAUAAAUCACCAGAAGUCAGGUGGUAUGUUCCUCUUUGUUUCGUGUUGUGGCGUUCGUGAAUAUCAGUGUGUGUGUGUUGGACGUUAUGCUCUCCGCUACGUGUGAGUUGGUAAAACGCGAAUUGUAAGAACGCGGGAGGAAAAUAUUUUCUGUUUCGUCUCUGUCGAAGCGGAUGGGAGAAAAGGGUGCAUAUAUAUAGAGGAGUUUGGGGCUCUCAGGAAAGCAUGGGUCGAAAAGGGACAGCUGCCAAGAGAAAAAAGCGGCUGGCCGUCU
This is a messenger RNA of Ectocarpus siliculosus, 2059 nucleotides long. The record is from the annotation of a GenBank genome assembly. NCBI's taxonomy places the organism in Eukaryota, Phaeophyceae, Ectocarpales, Ectocarpaceae.